AUACAGCAAACAUUAAACUAACUCCAGGAACCACAAGAUAAAUUAUUCAGGCGGAAGCACCAAUAUGGCAGGCAGUUUGCAGGCAUUGGAUCAGAACACAACCUGGUACUCCACCUUCUACAAAUCAAUUAGGGAGGCGCCCAUCAAUGUUACCCUCGUGAUUGUGUCGACCAUCGUAUUCUACAAGGUUGUGAGACUUACUAGCUGUCUUCAUCAACAUCGUAAGGAUCUAGAACCCAAGAAAUCAGUUCCAAUCUAUAUGGGCAAGGACAGUGGCCAAGAGAACAAAAAAGCAAAGCUUUCACCUCUUCGGGCGGACUUUACGCUAUCCGAACUUCGCGAGUACGAUGGCAACCGGAAGGACGGACGCAUCCUGGUGGCCAUCAACUUUAAUAUAUAUGAUGUGUCACAAUCCGUUCACUAUUACGGACGAGAGGGUGUUUAUCCAAAUUAUGCCGGACGGGAUAUUUCCCGGAACUUGAUCAAUUUUUCAGUAGACUUAAUCGAAAGAAAGGAAUUUGAUGAUUUAAGUGACCUCUCAAUCAGACAAAUGAACACAUUGAGGGAGUGGGACCUGCAGUACAAAGAGAAAUACCCAUUUGUUGGAAAACUUUUGCGCCCUGGCGAACCACAUGCCUAUUACGAUGAUGAGGAGGAAUUGGAUUUGCAUACCGAAGUUCAACAAAUGGAAUAAAGUUUGAAAAGCGGAAAAUUAUUUGCGAGCCUUUGAAUAAUAUGUGACCAAUAGAACAUCUUUUAUUUAAUGUAUCUUAGGUUAUAAAUUAUAAGUACAAAACAAUGCUAAAGAUAAUUAUUCAAGUUUGUAUUACAAUUUUAUAUUAAAGUGAUCAAUUGAAUGCAAUGCUAA
Drosophila eugracilis is the source of this 868-nucleotide messenger RNA. RefSeq names its product membrane-associated progesterone receptor component 1. The transcript has a single exon. Gene Ontology annotation, cellular component: endomembrane system; membrane. Bases 65 to 694 code for a protein of 209 amino acids. The record is from RefSeq and is a predicted model, not a curated record. NCBI's taxonomy places the organism in Eukaryota, Metazoa, Arthropoda, Insecta, Diptera, Drosophilidae.